Musa acuminata AAA Group (dessert banana) is the source of this 2376-nucleotide messenger RNA. RefSeq names its product U-box domain-containing protein 15-like. The transcript has 4 exons. Gene Ontology annotation, molecular function: protein binding; ubiquitin-protein transferase activity. The record is from RefSeq and is a predicted model, not a curated record. Bases 448 to 2376 code for a protein of 642 amino acids. NCBI's taxonomy places the organism in Eukaryota, Viridiplantae, Streptophyta, Magnoliopsida, Zingiberales, Musaceae. Gene Ontology annotation, biological process: protein ubiquitination; cell surface receptor signaling pathway.
UAAAUAUGUUUUUCUAUCAAAUAUAUUUACAAAAAAUGAAAAAGACAUCUAUCUAUUUUAUGUAAAAUCGAAUUACUGGCGGUGAUUCAGUUUCAAGUUUGAUGGGCGUUACAGUGCUAACGGCCUACCAACAGCUCCAAACCGGCAACAGACUAAUUAUAGCUGCAGGUUGCUCCGAUGCUUUCCGGAGUCGUCCCCUCUCGCAGAACUCCAACGAACCAACGGGUGGUAAACAUCCCCUCCUUUAUUCUUAUAUCAUCGAAGCGGAAGCGGAAGCGCGCGCGAGAAUUAUUCUCCAUCCGUCGUCUCUCCGAAACCUUCUCCGGUACAAAUUUGGAAACAAGCGUUCGGAUUGGGGUUUCUUGUGCGCCAGCCCUCCAGUCGUCGUCCCCAUGAUCGACCCGACCUCCUCGGUUCCUUGUUCCAACUACUGAACCUAGUCUUAGCAUGGGAGACGUGGAGGGGGAGAAGACCAACCCCGCGGCGAUGGCGGCCGGCGCAGGAAGAGAGGAGGGGGAGGAGCACGACGUGGCCGACCUGGUCGGGGAGCUGCUGGAGAUCAUCGACUCCGUUGGGUCAUUCGGGGAGUACCGGCGGACGCAGCGGAAGGAGUCCUUCAACCUGGUGCGGCGGAUGAAGCUGGUGGCGCCGCUGCUGGAGGAGUUGCAGGACCUCGAGUACCCUAUCCCCGACGCCGCCUACGCCCGGCUUUGUGGCCUGCUUAAGGCGUUCUCCGCUGCCAGGAAGUUGCUGAGGUGCUGCCACGACGGGAGCAAGAUCUAUCUGGCAUUGGAGAGCGAGGCGGUAAUGGGCAGGUUUCAUAUGGUAUAUGACAGAAUGAAUCAGGCAUUAGAGGGCAUGCCGUAUGAUGCGCUUGUUAUUUCGGAUGAAGUCAAAGAACAGGUUGAGUUGAUGAGUUUGCAACUAAGAAGAGCUAAGAGGAGAAUUGAUACUCAAGACAUGGAGCUUGCCAUGGAUUUGAUGGUUGUGCUCUCAAAAAGGGACGACAGGAACGCAGAUGGAGCCAUACUUGAAAGGCUAGCGAAAAAGUUGGAGUUGCAAACUCUACCAGAUUUAAGAGCUGAAACAAUGGCCAUCAAAAAGCUCAUCAAAGAAAGAUGUGGGGCAAAUGCAGACAGUACACAGCAGAUCAUGGAUCUGCUCAAUAAAUUUAAACGAGUUGCAGGAGUCGAAGAUUCUAAAGGGUUAAGCGACGUCACCUUGCCUAAAUACCUCGAGAAGUGUCCAUCGUUGAUGAUUCCAAAUGACUUCCUCUGUCCUGUAUCUCUGGAGAUCAUGUCGGAUCCUGUCAUUGUUGCAACAGGACAGACAUAUGAACGAAGAAGCAUACAGAAGUGGCUGGAUGCAGGUCAUCGAAAUUGCCCAAAGACUAGACAAACUUUGGCUCACCUCUCUUUAGCUCCAAACUAUGCUCUUCGUAACUUGAUCAUGCAGUGGUGUGAGAAGAACCAAGUUGAGCUGUUGAAAAGAGAUGCAGACCAGGACUCUCAUCAUUUAGAGCAAAAGGAAGAGAUCCCUUCAUUGGUGAGAGAUUUGUCCUCCAUUCAUCUUGAUGUGCAGCGGAAGGCAGUGAAGAAGAUCCGCAUGCUCUCCAAGGAGAAUCCCGAUAACAGGAUUUUGAUCGCGAAGCAUGGUGGAAUACCUGCUCUGGUCGGCCUGAUACCUUAUCCCGAUUCGAAGAUCCAAGAACACACUGUCACAGCUCUGUUGAACUUGUCGAUCGAUGAGAGGAACAAAAGAAUCAUAGCCAAAGAAGGAGCAAUUCCUGCUAUAAUUGAAAUCUUGAAGAGCGGCACGGUUGAGGCUAAAGAGAACUCGGCCACAGCCUUGUUCAGUUUGUCAAUGCUUGAAGAGAACAAGGUGCUGAUAGGGAACAUGAAUGGCAUUCCUCCAUUGGUGGAUCUUCUGCGGGAUGGGACCAUUAGGGGGAAGAAGGAUGCUGCCACUGCACUCUUUAAUCUGGUUCUGAACUAUGGGAACAAGGCUAGAGCUAUUGAUGCAGGAAUAGUGGCUCCUCUGCUUAAUGUACUGUGUGACAAGAACCUUGGCAUGGUGGAUGAAGCCCUCUCGAUCUUCCUUCUUCUGGCAUCACAUCCUGAUGGCCACACUGCCAUAGGGCAGCUUCCUUUCAUUGAAACCGUCGUGCAGCUGAUAAAAGAAGGCACCCCCAAGAACAAGGAAUGUGCACUCUCCGUACUUCUUGAAUUGGGUACUCAUAAUUCUUCUUUGGUCUCAGCUGCGCUACGGUUGGGGGUGUAUGAGCAUGUCUGUGAGGUAGAGAAAAGUGGAACUAAUCGAGCAAAGAGGAAGGCGAAGUCCCUUUUUCCGCUUAUAAACAAGUGCAAGGAGGGUUAG